AUGGCUCUUCAUAUUCAUGAAGCUUGCAUACUUCUGUUGGUCAUCCCCGGAUUGGUCACCUCUGCUGCCAUCAGUCAUGAAGACUAUCCUGCUGAUGAAGGUGACCAGACUUCCAGUAAUGACAAUCUGAUUUUUGAUGACUAUCGAGGGAAAGGGUGUGUGGAUGACAGCGGCUUUGUAUACAAGUUGGGAGAACGAUUUUUCCCAGGGCAUUCCAACUGUCCAUGUGUCUGUGCUCUGGAUGGACCUGUUUGUGACCAGCCAGAAUGCCCUAAAAUUCACCCAAAGUGUACUAAAGUGGAACACAAUGGAUGCUGUCCUGAGUGCAAAGAAGUGAAAAACUCUUGUGAAUAUCAUGGGAAAAAUUACAAAAUCUUGGAGGAAUUCAAGCCCUCUCCAUGUGAAUGGUGUCGCUGUGAGCCCAGCAAUGAAGUUCACUGUGUUGUAGCAGACUGCGCAGUUCCUGAGUGUGUCAACCCAGUCUAUGAACCAGAACAAUGUUGUCCUGUCUGCAAAAAUGGUCCAAACUGCUUUGCAGGAACUACAAUCAUUCCGGCUGGCAUUGAAGUGAAAGUGGAUGAAUGUAACAUCUGUCACUGUCACAACGGGGACUGGUGGAAGCCUGCUCAGUGUUCAAAACGCGAAUGCCAAGGCAAGCAGACUGUGUAG
This is a messenger RNA of Physeter macrocephalus (sperm whale), 669 nucleotides long. RefSeq names its product von Willebrand factor C domain containing 2 like (gene VWC2L). The coding region runs from base 1 to 669 and encodes 222 amino acids. Gene Ontology annotation, cellular component: AMPA glutamate receptor complex. Gene Ontology annotation, molecular function: protein binding. NCBI's taxonomy places the organism in Eukaryota, Metazoa, Chordata, Mammalia, Artiodactyla, Physeteridae. The transcript is spliced from 3 exons. Gene Ontology annotation, biological process: negative regulation of BMP signaling pathway. The record is from RefSeq and is a predicted model, not a curated record.